Molecule: messenger RNA, 3897 nt
Organism: Musa acuminata subsp. malaccensis (wild Malaysian banana)
Lineage: Eukaryota; Viridiplantae; Streptophyta; Magnoliopsida; Zingiberales; Musaceae
Product: cellulose synthase-like protein D5
Biological process (GO): plant-type primary cell wall biogenesis; cellulose biosynthetic process
Cellular component (GO): trans-Golgi network; plasma membrane
Molecular function (GO): cellulose synthase (UDP-forming) activity
Source: RefSeq, a predicted model, not a curated record
CGUUCUUUAAAUCCUUGUCAAAAUUAGUUUAUGCGCUCUCAGGCUCCGCUCUCCUCCUCCUCUUCGUCUCUUACAUUGUCUCCUUGCUUCGAUCACUGCUUCGUUUUGCCUUUUCUUGAUCUCGAAGAAGCGGGAAGAGGGGGAAUGAUGGCUCGGCGGGCGUCGUCUCCUGCUUCUCCGGUGACGAUCACCGUGUCUUCGUCCGGCGGGAAGGGAGGUGGGGAUGGGGCCCUCAGGCGGAGCAUCGGCUUGACGAGCCCGGUCCCGCGCCACUCCUUCUCCAACACCCCUGACUCCCCAGCGGCCGCCGCCAGGCGGAGCAGCCACCGUGUCUCCAGCGACGGCGGCGGCGGAAGGUACUGCUCCAUGGCUGCUAACGACGAGAGUCAAGAACUGACCUCCGAGUUUGUCCGCUACACCGUCCACAUCCCGCCGACCCCCGACCGCCAGGCGGCGGCGGAGGUGGAGGCCGAGGAGGCCCUCGAGCCGGAGUCGCGGCCCCAGCGGAGUUACAUCUCCGGCACCAUCUUCACCGGUGGGUUGAACUGCGUCACCCGCGGCCACGUCAUCGAGUGCUCCGCGGACGGCGCCUCGGUGGCCAAGUCCACCGGGAUGUUCUGCAAGAUGAAGGGCUGCGACGGCGGGGCGUUCCUCAGCGGAUCCAAGCCUCCGUGCGAGUGCGGGUUCAUGAUAUGCAAGGACUGCUACCUGGAGUGCGCCGGGAGCGGCGGGGGUCAGUGUCCCGGGUGCAAGGAGCCCUACGGGACGGUGACCGACGACGAGGACUCGGCAUCGGAGACCGAGGACCGACCCCUUCCCCUGACCUCCAUGGCAGAGUUCAAGGCCGGGAGGAGGCUCUCGAUCGUGAAAUCGAUGAAAGGCGCCCCGAACCAGGGAGGGGAUUUCGACCACAACCGCUGGCUUUUCGAGACCAAGGGCACUUACGGCUACGGGAAUGCGGUGUGGCCGAGAGAUGGGAACGGCGGUGGUGGCGUGGGGUUCAAGGGGUUCGAGGAGCCGCCCGACUUCGAGGGAAGAUGCAGGAGGCCGCUUACAAGGAAGAAGGGAGUGUCCCAAGCAAUUCUCAGCCCAUACAGGUUGCUCAUCUUCAUUCGCCUCGUCGCCCUCGGCCUCUUCCUGACCUGGAGAAUCCGGCACCCAAAUCACGACGCUAUAUGGCUAUGGGCCAUGUCUGUGGCCUGCGAGGUCUGGUUUGCCUUCUCUUGGCUGUUAGACCAGCUUCCCAAGCUCUGCCCAGUGAACCGCGCCACCGACCUCUCGGUUCUCAAGGAGCGCUUCGAGUCCCCAAGCAUCCGCAAUCCCAAAGGCCGGUCCGAUCUCCCUGGAGUAGAUGUCUUCGUCUCCACUGCAGAUCCAGAGAAGGAGCCCCCUCUCGUCACGGCAAACACCAUCCUCUCCAUCCUCGCCGUCGACUACCCUGUCGAGAAGCUUGCUUGCUACCUGUCAGACGACGGCGGUUCUCUUCUCACGUUUGAAGCUCUUGCGGAGACGGCAAGCUUCGCGAGGAUUUGGGUCCCCUUCUGCAGGAAGCACGCCAUAGAGCCGAGGAAUCCCGAGGCCUACUUUGGCCAGAAACGCGACUUCCUAAAGAACAAAGUCCGGCUGGACUUCGUCCGAGAGAGGAGGAAGGUGAAGAGGGAGUACGAUGAGUUCAGAGUGCGUAUAAACUCUCUGCCGGAAUCCAUCAGGAGGCGGUCCGACGCUUACAAUGCCCACGAAGAGCUACGAGCUAAGAAGAAGUGGGAGGAGGUGAAGGAGGACGUCUCUGAGCCCACCGAGUUCGUCAAGGCAACCUGGAUGUCCGACGGAUCACACUGGCCUGGGACAUGGUUUUCGGCUGCGGCAGAUCACUCCAGAGGCGAUCAUGCCGGUAUCAUUCAGGUAAUGCUUGCUCCUCCCAACUCCGAACCAGUGAUGGGCACCGCCGCGACCCAAGAGAACAACCUCGUCGACACCACCGACGUGGACGUCAGACUCCCGAUGCUCGUCUACGUCUCGCGGGAGAAGAGACCGGGAUACGAUCACAACAAGAAGGCGGGCGCCAUGAACGCUCUCGUCAGGACGAGCGCCAUUAUGUCGAACGGCCCCUUCAUCCUCAACCUGGACUGCGAUCACUACAUCUACAACUCCUUGGCUCUGAGAGAAGGCAUGUGCUUCAUGCUCGACCGGGGCGGCGACAGGAUCUGCUACGUCCAGUUCCCUCAGAGGUUCGAGGGCGUCGACCCCAGCGACAGAUACGCCAACCACAACUUGGUCUUCUUCGACGUCACCAUGAGGGCCAUGGACGGACUGCAAGGCCCGAUGUACGUCGGCACUGGCUGCAUCUUUCGAAGGACGGCCCUCUACGGGUUCAGCCCGCCCCGUGCCACCGAGCACCAUGGAUGGUUCGGAAGGAAGAAGACCAAGCUUUUCCUGCUGAGGAAGCCCACGAUGGGGAAGAAGCAUGACCGAGAGGAGAACGACAUCGUACUGCCGCCCAUCGGAGAUGACGACCUCGACGAAGGGGAUGUCGAGUCGGCGCUUCUGCCGAAGAGGUUUGGGAGCUCGGCCACCCUGGUGGCGUCCAUUCCGGUAGCUGAAUACCAAGGUAGACUGCUGCAGGACAUGGCCGGAGCUGGACAGGGCAGGCCGGCCGGCUCUCUGGCGGUGCCGCGGGAGCCGCUCGACGCCGCGACGGUCGCCGAAGCGAUCAGCGUCAUCUCCUGCUUCUACGAGGACAAGACGGAGUGGGGCGGGCGAGUUGGGUGGAUCUACGGCUCGGUCACGGAGGACGUGGUGACGGGUUACAGGAUGCACAACCGGGGGUGGAGGUCCAUCUACUGCGUCACCAAGCGCGACGCUUUCAGAGGAACAGCUCCCAUAAACCUCACCGACAGGCUGCAUCAGGUGCUCCGAUGGGCCACGGGCUCCGUCGAGAUCUUCUUCUCGCAGAACAACGCGCUCUUCGCCAGCAGGCGGAUGAAGUUCCUGCAGCGGGUGGCCUACUUCAGCGUCGGCAUCUACCCCUUCACCUCCAUCUUCCUCACCGUCUACUGCGUGCUACCGGCGAUCUCCCUGUUCACAGGCCAGUUCAUCGUGCAGUCUCUGAGCAUAACAUUCCUAAUCUUCCUCCUGGCCAUCACCCUCACUCUCUGCUUGCUGGCGCUGCUGGAGAUCAAGUGGUCGGGGAUCACACUGCACGAGUGGUGGAGGAACGAGCAGUUCUGGUUGAUCGGAGGCACCAGCGCGCACCCCGCUGCGGUGCUCCAAGGCCUGCUGAAGGUGAUUGCCGGGGUGGACAUAUCGUUCACCCUGACGUCGAAGCCGGCGACCGACGACGGGGAGGACGCCUUGGCGGAGCUGUACAUGGUGAAAUGGAGCUAUCUGAUGGUUCCCCCGAUCACGAUCAUGAUGGUGAACACGAUAGCCAUAGCCGUGGGGAUUGCGAGGACGAUGUACAGCCAAUUCCCGCAGUGGAGUAAGCUUGCGGGAGGGGUGUUCUUCAGCUUCUGGGUGCUGUGCCAUCUGUACCCGUUUGCUAAAGGGUUGAUGGGGAGGAGGGGGAAGGUGCCGACCAUCGUGUUUGUGUGGUCUGGGUUGAUCUCCAUUGUGGUGUCUUUGCUCUGGGUGUACAUCAGCCCCCCAGCUGGGGCAAGAAGGGAUUACAUGAGCUUCCAGUUUCCUUGAUUGGUGGAAGCAGCAGCAGCAGCAGCACAUUCUUCUACCUGCAAACAGAUGCUUGUCUGCAAUGUAACAGAAGAGAGUUGUUCAUGAAGUUCUGGUUCAUGAAAUGUUUACUGGUUUAGUACGUGUACAUCUUUUAAUUAGAUGGUUGUUCUGUCAAGAUUAUGCUAGAAUUGCAUUAAGAUCAAUGUGUAUCUUUAUUCUUUUCUCUUU